Molecule: messenger RNA, 825 nt
Organism: Acytostelium subglobosum LB1
Lineage: Eukaryota; Evosea; Eumycetozoa; Acytosteliales; Acytosteliaceae
Exons: 4
Coding region: 1-825 (274 amino acids)
Source: RefSeq, a predicted model, not a curated record
AUGUCUUGGACGACAACUCUGAUGUUGAUGAUAAUGUUGAUGAUGGUGAUGAUGACGAAUGGAGAGGAGACUGCGACACCAGAUAAUAUAAGGAUGACGACGAAUAAGUUGAAUCGUGAUUGUUCAACAGACUUAUCACAAAAGGUCAGAGCUAUACUGGACAAUGCAUUCUAUCCAAUUGUAUUGGAUCAUUCAUAUCAAUUGCCCGACAACUGUCAGUUCAACCCUAGAUCAGACAUGCUGGCCUAUCUCGAGACACAAAAGAUCAACCUAUACGGCACUUGGAAGUGUCGCAAUUGCACCAAACAAUUCAAGUCUGAAGACUUCCUCGAUCAACAUCUAAAGAAUGUUCAUGCCAACUUGGUGCCAGAGAAUGUUACAGUAUGUCUUGGAGACUUUUGUGAGAUAUUCAACUGUAGAGAGGAUGUUGCCAACAUUGCUUGCGAUACACAAAAGAUGGAGAAGCUCAAAUACUUCUGCCAGGGUAUAAUGUACAACUGUUUCCCACUCAAUCAAGAGAAGAGCAAGAGUCUAAAUGUAAUAUUCAAUGCACAGAUAUGUGAUCAACUGACAUGCGAUGAGGACAGGAAGAAGAAGUCAGUCCAGAAGCUUAAAGACUUGAAUCAAUUCACCAACAAAGUAUACUCUUGGAGUCUGCUCAAAUACAUCGCAGCGUUGGUAACAAUCAUCAUACUUAUACUAUUCUACUUGAUAGUAUGCUUCUACAAGAAGGAGACAACAUUACAGAAGGACUUGAGAAGACUGCCUAGCAAGAGACAUCAAGACCUACUUAAACACUUUGAGAGCAAGAAGAAGAACUUCUAA